AGGGCCGAACGUGCAAAGGACCGAAAGAGCUGGUAACCGUCCUUAUUCACGUUGUAAAUAAGGGACAUUAUCGGUCCGGUAUCUUGACCUGUUGUAGUGUUGAUAAAAAACAACAACAUGAGACUCGGACUAUUAUCCUCAGGUUUGGGUAUAGCCCGGCGGUGCUUGAGGAAAAAUGUAUCAUUAAAUAGAAGCUGUAGGAGGAGCGUCUCGGGGGGAGGUUCCCCACUUGAUGUCAGUAUUGACAGUAAAACAGGAAUAGCAGUUCUGUCGAUGAACAAGGCCCCAGUUAACAGUUUGAAUUUGGAGUAUCUAACAGAACUUAACAUUGCUCUGGAGAAAGUAGAGAAUGACAAACAUUGUAAAGGACUCAUCAUCACAUCAAGUCUUCCCAAGAUAUUCUGUGGUGGCCUUGACAUCAUGGAGAUGUAUCAGCCGGACCUCGACCGACUCCAGGAGUUCUGGCGUACGCUACAGGACAUGUGGAUCAAACUUUACGGACUGAAUCAACCUACCAUAGCAGCUAUAAAUGGACAUAGCCCAGCAGGAGGGUGCCUCAUUUCAACAUGUUGUGACUUCAGAAUAAUGGCUCCAAACUUCACCAUUGGACUCAAUGAAACUCAACUGGGGAUUGUUGCACCAUUUUGGUUUGUUGACACCAUGUUGAACACAGUGGGCUUUAGACAAACAGAAAUGGCUCUUCAGCUAGGAUCUUUGUUCAAGACAGAUGAAGCUUUGAAGAUUGGCCUCAUUGACAAAAUCAUUCCCCAGGAGGAAGUGGUCACUGCUGCCCAACAGGAAAUGCAAAAGUGGUUAAAAAUACCUAGUUUUGCCAGGCAGUUGAGUAAAACGGAGAUUAGAAGACCUACGAUAGAAAAAUUGUUGCAAAGGAAGGAGGAGGAUAUCCGCCAUUUUAGGGACUACAUUACAAAGGAAUCCAUCCAGAGGUCACUAGGGAUGUACUUAGACAACCUAAAGAACAAGAAAAAAUAAUUCCUGAUAUUAACUCAGUAUAGUCAUGUGAUAUCUUCUAGUAUUGACGCGAUAUUGUCAUGUGAUACAUUGACACAUUAUUGUCAUGUGAUAUCAAAGUGUAUAGAUACAUAUAUAUAUGUCAUGUUCUCUUUCAAAAAGAAAACUGACAAAAUUGUCAUCAUUGCACACCAGUGAAAGUUUUAUACUGUAAUAAACAUAUAUAGAAAAAACUUUCAACUGUAUUUUUUUCCCCAAAACAAUUUACAGUUUAUCAGAAUAAUAAUGAAAUAUCAAAGUGUAUAAAUGUGUGUUAUUUUCUCUUUCAGAAGGGGUCAAACUUUUGAAAUUAUUUAAGAUGUUUGAAGAUGUAAGCUCAUUCAUUUUGGCAUUAAGCCUAUGAAGUUUAAAGAGCUAGAAAAAUUGUACCUGUUCUGGUAUAGAAUUAAUAUUCAUUUAACUGGCGGUUGCCACUUGAUUUAUGUAGCAGCCACCACUUAUUAUCUGGUGGCUGCCAUAUAAAUUAACUGUCGGCUGCCACUUAUUUUAUCUGGUGGCUGCCACGUAAUUCAACUUAAGGCUAGAUAUAUUAUGUGGGGGCUGCCACAUAAUUUAAGGAGCGGCUGCCAGUUAAAUGUACAUCGAUUCUAAACCCUGGCACCUAUUGAUUUCCGUAGGUUUUUGAUGGCGGUAGUUUUUUACCUGACAAAGUUAUACUGAUUUCAAAAAUUUCAUCUUUUUUCAGCCAUUAUCAAAAAGUUAUAGAUUUAAAUUUUUUUUGUAUCAGAUGGUCCAAUAUGAUUUCAUGGAUCUUACGUAAAAAAGGACAGAAUUGAUGAUAUGAGAAAUAAAUACAUUAUUGUACUUACAAAUACAUAAUGUAAACUCCC
Ostrea edulis (European flat oyster) is the source of this 1862-nucleotide messenger RNA. Its product is annotated as enoyl-CoA delta isomerase 1, mitochondrial-like. Gene Ontology annotation, cellular component: mitochondrion. Gene Ontology annotation, biological process: fatty acid beta-oxidation. Lineage: Eukaryota; Metazoa; Mollusca; Bivalvia; Ostreida; Ostreidae. The coding region runs from base 118 to 993 and encodes 291 amino acids. The transcript has 8 exons. The record is from RefSeq and is a predicted model, not a curated record. Gene Ontology annotation, molecular function: enoyl-CoA hydratase activity.